Messenger RNA from Acanthochromis polyacanthus (spiny chromis), 5524 nucleotides. Its product is annotated as zinc-binding protein A33-like. The transcript is spliced from 5 exons. The record is from RefSeq and is a predicted model, not a curated record. The coding region runs from base 4345 to 5241 and encodes 298 amino acids. NCBI's taxonomy places the organism in Eukaryota, Metazoa, Chordata, Actinopteri, Pomacentridae. Gene Ontology annotation, molecular function: protein binding.
AGAAGUAAUCUGAGGACUGGCUGGCUAUCAUAGGACCAAUCAGGUGAUGGAGUUCACUGACCUUCUACACAGACAUGGAUGAGUUUUGGUCUCUGUCAGGACACAUCUUUUAACAUGAUCAUUAACUGUUGCUGUUUGUUUAACUACAGUUUUUAAAAGCAUAUGUAGUUGCAGCUUUAUAUUGUGUCUUAGAAGAUUUGAAACACAUUGCAUAUAUAGCAGAUCAUUUUCCAAAGCAUACCAUGUUGUGAGGAAGAGAAGCUGUUUGAGACUUGACAGCUGCUAGUCGGCAAGUUUUUUUAAUUCAAAAAUCUUUUCCAGCUGUAAUUCUCUGGGUUUGUAUUUCAAUCAGCAAAGCUUUUUUCACCUUUGCAAUAGUACACCAAACACCUUUAAAGAGACUCUGAUGUGCAAAAUCAGUGGAGGCAUAUAAAUAUCAAAUAUCAGAACUUCUUCUCUGAACAUUGCAACACUGUCAAGAAGGCUUUUCAGAUCGUGCAAGGUUUUUAACAAAAAAAAAAGUAAAUGAAGUGGUAUUUUUACACGACACAGCAGCUCCACUCCAGAGAGAUGUUUCACCAUGCUGACUGUAUCUUCAACAACAUGCUGUUAACCAGCUCCUCUGUAUGCUAUUUUUGAACCAUGCUGAAUUUAAUUUAUUGACCAAGUAUGUUUUAUUUUCUUCUCAUUCUGUCCUGUUGUCAUCUCUCAGCUCUGUGUAAGCACAGCUUGUAUUUGACUUGUCGCCAAAUUUGUGUCGUGUGACUGCUGGUCAUAGCUCAGUUAAUCAUGACCUUGCAUUUGCACUAAGGAGCACAAUUUUCCCCCUACAAUCUGGUGCAAAUGGUUUAUUUUUGGUAAAUUUUUAAAUGAGACAUGUAGAACAAAGGAUUUUUUGAUGAAAUAUCACACUUUGUUUAACUUAGAUUUAGGUUUUUUUUCCCCUAACAAAUCCAUGCAAUGGCUAUUGGAGAGCUCAGAAUCUGUAAUACACAAUAUUACUCUCUGGGAUGCAGUGUGAUAGAGGGACAAAGUUACAUAAAAUUAAAAUAAAUAACUAGAAGUUUUGCCAAACUUGGACCGCCCGGCGACCAAGAUGACCCCUGUGAUCUUGAAAAUGAGGUCACGGUCACCAAAUGCGAACUUGACCUGUGUCUUAUUAUGGUACAGCUGUGUACCAAAUAUGGUGAGGCUACAUCAAUAUUUUAUGGAGUUAUCGUGCGGAAACCAAAUUGUUACAGACAAACACGCAAGCAAGCAAGCAAGACUAUGCAGGUGAAAACAAUACCUUCCGGCAAACGCAGUCUUGCCGGGCGGUAAAAAACAAAUUAAAAACUGAAGCUGCCCAACAAAUUUGUGCAGUGCAGUGCAGUGCUUACAGUGCAGAGUUGCAUUCCACCAUUGGUGAGCUCGUACAAGUUGCAAACUGGACCGUGACUGACUUCCAAGUUGAGACUGUCCUCCUUGAAAAAACGAUCACAUAGGUCGUCUGUACACGCCCUUAUUACCACCGAGUGUUACGUUUUGAAGUUAAGCGACCUCUAGCGGUUGAGUAAAUAUCGACACUCUGGUGUCUCAGCUGAAACGUCACCAUGAACAAACUUUGACCUAACACUAACCCUAACCCUAAUCCUAACCAUAACCAUAACCCUAAACCCGUAUAACGAAAGUGAGGGAAAAGCCGUUUCGUGAAUUAAAUCCCGUAAUGCCUUCCUGUCUCCCGUAGGGACGCUAACAUAAAUACGCUCUCAUGGAUCGUAUUCAGGGGCACGUACAUACGACCUGUGUGGUCGUAUGAGUUUGAGGGCUUGUUGUCCAAGUCAAACCACAACCAAAGUUGGCUGGACAGUCAUGCGUUAGACUCACAUUUCAACAGAUGAGCCACAACAGCCUCCUUUUGUUGGACUCUGUACCUUUAUCACUGUGCACAGUAAAGGUCCAUGCAAAGUUAUAAUAAGCAAAGCAGAUUUUUAGGUGGAGAGACACUUCAAUAACGUAGAAAACUAUGGUGUGCUUCAGAAAAUGGACUGCAAUAGUAUAAAGCAUGAUACAGAUUGUAUGAGCAAAUGUUAUAAAUAAUGAAAUGCAGAAUUGACCAUACUGACUCUGUAAUGUGAGCUCAACUAUUCAAACAGUGUCACCAUUAGUUAUGCAUUACUUAGAGUGCAUGCUUAUUGGAGCUGCAGUGUGGCCUCAUUCAGUCACAGGGCAAAUUACUGUGGGACAAAUGUGAAGAACUGUAGACAUAAGAGAGGCACAUUUGUCCCAAUUCUUCUUCUGAAAAAGGCAGCAUUGAUAAACACUCGCACAUGAAUGCAAUGUGUUGCUCAAGGGUUCAAUGAGGAGACAUGCCAUUGUUUUUUCUGUUGUAAGUGAAUGAUUAUAUGAAAUUUAGACUUGUAGACAAAUGGUAAAUAGACAGCUCAGCUAAUUGCUAUUGGGUCAUCUGUGUCAUUUUAAAUUGUAGUAAAAAGGACUUGAGUUGUGGUUAAGGUGAAUACCAGCAGUGAGUCCCCAGUGACCAGAAACCAAUUCGGAAGAAGACUGAUGAUACCGAAAGCCCCAUCCACCAAGAUUAUCGGACUAAUUUCUCGGGUUUGUUACUUCUGAGGCCUAAAUCUGUCAUGAACAUGCUUCAGUUUCCAGGUGAAACAGCUCAGCCAUGGUGUUGUCUGCUUAUUUUGCUCACGAUAUUUGUUCUAGCAUAUGAAAAACACCAUAUGGCCAUGUUAACAAGGGAGAAACAUGAUUUUCCCCAGAGGGGCCUUCUCAUUACUUUGGUAAAGUACUGCUGAAACUGAUGGGAAUGUCUUUAGUUUUUCAUCUAUUUGUUCAUAAAACAAAAUACAAGACAAAUUCAAAUUUUGCCUUUAACGAUCCUGGCCAGUCAAACCAUUUGCUGCAUGUCACUCUGCCACUUCUGCCUCCCAUAUUUGCUGUGCCUCUAUACUGUCCAUAUCAAUAAAGGCAAAGCGUUACAUGACAACUCAUAUAUAAUACGCUUCUAAUGACAGAUGUGAACAUAACACAUUUUAGAAACUCAAGACAUCCACCUAUUUGAGCCAUCACACUAUUGCCAUCCAGAUUUUCUUUUCUUUUGGCUGCAGGUUCUGGGGCAGUGUUUCAUUGGUCAGCAAUUUGCACCACUUGUUUCUACUUGUUAAAGUAGGUUUUGUCCCUGCACUAUGUAAGAGUCUGUAAAAGAGCUUCAAAUAAAUCCACAGCGGACCCUAAAUUAUAUAUUCUUUAACUAAUAAAAACAUGUACAAACACAUUCUUUAUUUACAUAUAAAAAACAAAAAACAUGUACAUUUUAUACUACCGAUACAGUUUAAAGUGACAAUAGUGCAAAAUCACUGAAUUGCUUCAAAAUCACUGUGAACAUUUUCCGGUUGGUCAGGACUACUUGGGUGUAUGUGAUUGAAUAGGGGAUUGUUGUGCUGAUAAACGCAUCAGUAUGGUAUAGAAUGGAUGGAUUUUUUUCUGUAAAAGUGUUCUGGCAGGAAAAGCGUCUUUACCAGAUGUAACUCCAGUUCUGAGAGUACAUGUGUCGUGCUCCAACGGGCUUCACUAUCAGUUGUGUUGGGACAGACUGUAGUCUGUUUUGCUUCAUCCCUGAGUUGCAGACAACUGGAUUUUCUCUUAAAUGUGAAUAGGAAAGGGUUCUACUCUUUGUUAAACAGAAAUAUACAUAAUCCUGAAAACUGAACUUCAUUUUCCCUAAUUUGAUAAAGACAAGUACGCCAUCAAGUCACUGUUCAAAUGUAGGUGAAAAGGAAUGUGAGAACUGAUUUGCCAAGGUAGGUGCUAUAUAGAAAAGUAAAUCAUCUGCAUACAGCAACCCUUCUUUCACAAUGUCUCUUGUUUAUGUAUUGAAAUGAAGGGCUAAUGAAUGAGUUCGGUAGAGAGUCAUGUUGUUUUAUAUACAGACAUACCUUUAAUUAAAGGGUAAGUCUGUAAGGAAAGCUUAAAAUCAGAUGGUUGUUAGAGGAAGCACACUCCUGUCGGUAGAUCUCUGCUUUGUUGCUGCCAGCAAUAAGUCUCAUAUUGAGCUUCUGCUUCUGCACUUCACUGCAGAUCAUUUGGGGAGGUCCAUCUUGCUACUGUUGAAUUGAGCUGUACUGAAAAAGUGUGCAACCUUCUCUACAGGAGUCAUUAGAAAAGCACCAAGAGUGUCUAAAGAAACAGAGGGAAGCAGUGAAAUACAGGCUGAAGAAACUGGCAGCACGGCAGUCAGAAAUCACAAAAAAGUCCUCAGUGAUAAGGGAGAAUAUCAUAAGGAAAUAUCAGGAGAUCCAGAUUGUCUUGGAUGAGGACCUCAGGAUUACUCUGUCCCACCUGGAGAUGGAGGAGCGGGCUGCUGUCUCUGCCUUGGAUGGACUCAUGGAGAGGAACUGUUCUCUGAUCCAGGAGAUAGAACAGGAUUUGGCCAGACUCACCUUGGCAUUGGAGCACACCGACACAGAGCCUGAUACAAUGUCAUUCUUUUCAUACCCUGAGCAGGAAGACAUGGAGUCAGGGGACAGAGUGAUAGAUCUGCUAAACACAACAGACCCGAGCAGUGUGACUCUGGAUGAAGCUAAAGCUGAGCAGAUCCUCAGCCUCACCAACAACAUGCAUCUGCUUAUCUGCUCACAGACCCCCAUAAUCAAGAAACUCACCAAGAGCUAUUCCAGCGAGGUUUGCCUGGAUCCAGAGACGGCACAUCCAAAGCUGAUCAUCUCCCCUCAGGGUGACAGCGCCACCUACACAGACACCUGGCAGCAGCUCCCUGACCUCCCUGGACGCUUCGACACCACCCUUAAUGUCAUCAGUAUGCAUGGCUUCACCUUUGGUCGCCAUUACUGGGAGAUCGACGUGACUGGGAAGACUUACUGGGAGCUUGGUGUUACGUACCCCACCAUUCCUCGCAAAGGCACAACUGAGGACUGCUGGCUGGGCCGAGGAGCUGAGUCCUGGUGCGUGGAGUUCUUUGACGGGGAGUAUACAGCCUGGCAUGGAGGAGUGCCACAUCAGCUACCUUUCACAAAACGUUUCUGCCGGAUUGGUGUGUUGUGUAGUUUCCCUGCGGGAAUGGUGACAUUUCUUGAGGCAGAAAAAAUGACACCCCUGUUCUCCUUCUGUGUGGGAACCUUCUCAGACUGCCUCCACCUGGCCCUGUGUCCUGGUCAUGACCACAAUGGCAACAAUGCAAAACCUAUUGUAAUUUGUAAUCCAUCAUCUCCAACCUCUGAUCUCUGAUCUCUGAUGAGUGGAUCCACAGAAGAGCUUUUAGCAGUUCCUAGCUAAGGAACUUCUUUCUAACAAGGCACCAGUUGUAAAGAGUUGUAGUAUGACUAUUUAAGAAAAAUAGAGUUUAAUUUACAGCCAUGCUGGCAGCUGUGUGAGGGUGGACAGACUGUGGUGCUUUUAGCAUGUUUACAUGCUGACAGUAUGGAUGCUGAUGUUGAACAAUGGCUACCAAAGCUACCAAUCGUAGUUUAACAUGCUAGCAUAUUUGGUAAUUAAAGCUGUUCUCUGGUCA